Molecule: messenger RNA, 2271 nt
Organism: Talaromyces stipitatus ATCC 10500
Lineage: Eukaryota; Fungi; Ascomycota; Eurotiomycetes; Eurotiales; Trichocomaceae
Product: F-box domain protein
Exons: 2
Coding region: 176-2062 (628 amino acids)
Molecular function (GO): protein binding
Source: RefSeq, a predicted model, not a curated record
AGGGCGACUGCAAAAGAAAUCUUCCUACACUAGUAUGUUUUCACAAGAGAAUCUUACGACUCAGCAGUUGCUAUUGAGAAUGUGAAGAUUUUCUUGGAUAUUUACAUACAGUACGCGGAGAGAAAGAAUUAAACAAGCAAUUCUGGGGCGGCUCCAAACAACAGACGCCUCCAACAUGCUUCUCGACCUCCCACCAGAGCUCGUUCAGCUCGUACUGAAACAUUGCUGUACUUCAGCUUAUAUCCAAGCUGCUUUCAGCUGUCGCACCUUGUACAGAAUUGCCUCGUCUUCUCGAGAUGUUAUUCUACAUCACCUGAAGACCAACCCAGGCCCAGGGUUCAGGAUGCAGGCUGAUCAGAAGUCCAAGGACAACACUGAGCGACUGACUACGCGAGAACUGUUUUUACUGCUGCGACGAGGUGCCAGCGAACAUCUACUCAAUGGAAGUGUCGAUUUUGACCGGACCAUGUACACUUUCAACGGCAAGAUCAUUGAUAAUCCUGCAUGUUCAAUGAACUAUGCCAAGGAUCGAAAGGCUAUUCUGUUGGUCUUCAAAGACGAUGAACGAAUCUAUCAUUGUCCAACAGGUGCUAACGGGAAGGUGAGGAUAGAGAAUGCUCAGACAUGCAAACUACCCGUCUUGAACUUAGACCGGAUCAGGAUCAUCAAGACUACAUACGCUACUGAUACCGAGGAUCUGGUGGGUGUUAUCAUCAAAAACGAAGAGUCUACCCUUGAGGAUGAUGAUGGGGAAGCACCUCCUUUCUUCAAUGAAGAGUUGCAGCGCGAAAAACAGCGAUACCGCACUGGAUAUCUCCUACUCUUUCUUGAGGAAACCCAAAAAAUCACCCGGGUAGCACUCUGUCAACUUCCUGACGACGGCUAUAAGGUCAAUGCAUUGGCGGCUAAAUUUGCGCAUGAAUUUGCCAUAUCAUGGGAAAAGAUUGAUGGAAGCGAUCAUAUGGUUUCGGUAUACAGGGCUUGGCUGGAUGACUACAAAGGUCGAUUCACUCAUGGAGUACCUGAUUUACAAUAUUCCGAGACUGCAGUUGUCAACAAAGAGGGCUUGUGGGUGCAACCGAGAAGCGGUGUUGCUCAGCUCUCGCAGCAUCGUGAAGUCGCGGGUUUGGGCCCAGUAGCGGAGCUCAGAUAUAACGACAGGAACCAGUUACUGCAUAGUCAUCGGGGAUCUACCAUUUUUAGUUAUUAUCAUAACCUCUCUUUCUUGAGGGGUGAGCAUGGUACAACGAUCGUGGGCAAUAGCGCUCAUAGAAAUUACGCCAGGAUCAUGAAUGAUCAAUCAGACCUAUCAUUGCUCUAUUUCACGGUAGAUAUUCCCUUUUUCGCCACGCAUGAGACAUAUACUCCGCUAGACGGUGAUAACGAUAUCUGUCGAUGGAGAUAUCUUUCUUACGCCAUUGGUACUCCUCGUUCCGGCGGGAAGGCAGUGGCAUGUUUACUGAAAGCGCAAUCCGAAUGUCGUGCUAUAACUUGUAUGCACGAGACCAAUCUAGAAAGGGGUCGACGCCUACCGUCAUGGGAAGCUGUUGCAAUGCUUUGUGGCCAUCCUGAGUUGUCUCCAAGUACAAUAGGUGGGAUCUUUGCUGCCUCGCCCAACGGUACCCGGGUCGCAGUCUCGAAUUGGAAUACAUUGUACGUCUGGGCGUUGAAUCCGGGAGAAGUGAUCUUGGGUCGUGAGAGUAGCUACUAUCCCAGGACAUGGUGUCUGGAAGAAGACGAUGAGAAGUUGACUGAGUUGCGUCCUGUGGUGAUACACAUGGAAGCGGUUUGUUUCAAGCUCAUGUUUACGGAGAACGAUGAUGUUAUUGUAGGUUUGACGGAUCGUGGAUUGAUGACGUGGGAUUUGGGACCGCAAACACGACGGAGACGAGAUACUUUGAAUCUGGAUACUGAAAACGCACCAAUUGUGGGAUAUGGGCCACGGAUUCCAGAGCUUCACACAGACUACUCAUCCGAGGGCGGAUCAGAGGCUGGAGAAGAGGAUGCAGGGGAUGACUCGGCGGAUGAAUCAGAGGAAGCAGAUGAUAUGGCAGUCGAUUGAUCUGACAGGUCAUUUGUGAGGUCAUGAUUAGGUUGUGUAUAACAGUGUAGUGUACAUAGGAUAGUUGCUCAGGGCAUUCAAACUGAUCUACCAAGAUCGUAUUCAUAACAUCCAUUUCCCCCGUAAAAUGUAUUUGGGAUUUAUUGUCCUUCUCCUCCGCCUCCAGACAACGUCAUAAGCGCAACGAUCAUCAACACCCACCAAUACCU